AUGGUUGCACUUGCUCUACUCACGUCGGUCAACACCAUUCACAAGAAAGGCUAUGCAGGGCUUCCACUCGAGGAUGGCACAUCUGAUGGGAUACAUAUUGGAGUCCGGGGCUGUGGUAAUAGCAGUUGGGAUGUCGUUUUUACAGACUUUAGCAAGAUCUGCGGUAUCCAAGAUGAAGGGUAUAGCACUCAGCUUGAUAAUGAUAUCAACAAUGUUAUGGCAAUUCUGGAACACAUGGCGCAGAAUUGUGAUCAGCAUCAAGGAACUGUUGCAGAGUCUCUUCGAGGAGUUGCUACUGAGUUGAGGCGUACUGGUUCUCUUGGGCUUGCUAUUAAUACCCUCGAAGCCCAAGCCAAGUGA
This is a messenger RNA of Marasmius oreades (fairy-ring Marasmius), 360 nucleotides long. RefSeq lists its product as uncharacterized. The coding region runs from base 1 to 360 and encodes 119 amino acids. The transcript has a single exon. Lineage: Eukaryota; Fungi; Basidiomycota; Agaricomycetes; Agaricales; Marasmiaceae. The record is from RefSeq and is a predicted model, not a curated record.